AUGGCAAUCUGGACAAUCAAUCAUAAUUACCCAGCUCAAACACUGGGGCAAGAGUCCAUCACAAUAGAAUUACAAGAUGAAGUUGUACUGGUAAACAACAAAGAGGUACAAUACCAACAACAACUACAGAAGAGAGUAGAGUCCACCCCAACACGGUCAAACGACCAGAUGGAGUUGGUGGCCAAGUUCCAAUACGGUAGACAUAGAUAUACCAUUGCCAGAGGUCCAAUGUUUCCAUUCUUUGGUACCAACACCCAACUAUUAUGUGAUGGUAUCAAUGUAUUGAAUUGGAACAGUCAGGAUGCUGUGGUGGAGGAAGAGGAAUCCUCAGACAUGUCCAAGAGAAGGUCAAAGAUCACAUUUGGCACCUGUAUAUUCUUCAUAAUGUUACUGAUAUCCCUUGUGACUAUUAGAACAUAUACAUUACUGGCCUUAGGUGCCUAUGUCCUAUUAGUAUCAGCCUACUUCCAGAGAAAGCAUUAUAAUAUCACAUUGGAUCAUUUUCCAUUCCGUCAACAUUUACAACAACCUUUAUUAAUACAUUCAUUUCGAGGAGACCAACAACAACAACAUACCUCAACAACAUCCUCCUCUACUAUUUCACAACAACAACAUCAACAACAUCAAGAGGAAAUCACUGUUGUAACAAUCAAUCAAUCAUAUGUAUUAUCAGAUAGUCAUUAUGAGAUUGGUAGUCGAUUGGAGUCCACAACAAAUCAAGGACAUGGAAAUAGAACAACUGCCAAUGAUGACAGUUGUAGAGGUAUAAGAUACUCACAUCAUGGAGUUGGAGGUAUUCAA
Molecule: messenger RNA, 801 nt
Organism: Acytostelium subglobosum LB1
Lineage: Eukaryota; Evosea; Eumycetozoa; Acytosteliales; Acytosteliaceae
Exons: 1
Source: RefSeq, a predicted model, not a curated record